Messenger RNA from Carassius gibelio (silver crucian carp), 3056 nucleotides. RefSeq names its product ras-related protein Rab-26. The record is from RefSeq and is a predicted model, not a curated record. Gene Ontology annotation, cellular component: Golgi apparatus; endosome. The coding region runs from base 549 to 1295 and encodes 248 amino acids. Gene Ontology annotation, molecular function: GTP binding; GTPase activity. NCBI's taxonomy places the organism in Eukaryota, Metazoa, Chordata, Actinopteri, Cypriniformes, Cyprinidae. The transcript is spliced from 9 exons.
CCCUUUUCAUUUAUUUAUUUAUUAGCCUUCCAUACCAAAAUGACUGCAUUAAGGUUUUAAUUUUUAGUUUAACUUCGAGUAAAUUAAUUGUCAAGUCAUCUUAACCCAAACUAAUCCUGAUGUGCGUUCAAUCCUGACUGCGCCUCUGUAUUCCAACAAGUGGAGAGUGAGGAUGCGCUCUGUGCGCGUGGCCAUCACUUUCACUGAUUGCGCGUGCACUACUAGAGGAGUGAGGUGCAUUUUCUCUUCACACUGACGGAGCAGUUUCACAGGCAGGCACCAGAGACGCUUUCUCUUAGAAGAAAAAACUACAAAUUGUCGGACCAGUUGCGUUAAACGGAGCGGCAUCGCGAAGAACAGAAGCAGGUGCGCUGCUCGCGCUCUUUAUCUGACGGAACCCUGAAGUCAUGCGCGCGCUAAUCGAUGAAAAGUUCAUUCACGCGUACUAAGACAUAGUCAACGGGAGAAGUGGAGUGCACAGAGCGCGCGUUUCGCUGCUCAUUAAUUACUCGUCGUACAUUCAUUCGCACUGGGAAUAAAAAAGCAUAAUGUCGAGGAAGAAAGGUGUCAAAGGGAAGGGGAGUUCAAAUACACCGAGCUCAUCUCCGAGCAGCGAUAAAGAGAAGGGUAAGAAAGUCCCGACCCUGUCUAACGGAGUGGUGCAUCCCAGCAGAUCCUCUCUCAGCAACAGCGGAGAAUUCUACGACAUCGCCUUCAAGGUAAUGCUGGUUGGUGACUCUGGGGUGGGGAAAAGCUGUCUGCUGGUUCGCUUUAAAGAUGGAGCGUUUCUUGCGGGGAGCUUCAUCUCAACAGUCGGUAUAGACUUCAGAAAUAAGGUGCUGAACAUCGAUGGUGUGAGAGUUAAACUACAGAUCUGGGAUACGGCAGGACAGGAGCGAUUCAGGAGCGUGACGCAUGCCUACUACCGAGAUGCUCACGCUCUUCUGCUGCUCUACGAUGUGACGAAUAAAGCUUCUUUUGACAACAUACAGGCCUGGCUCACAGAGAUCCACGAGUUCUCUCAGCAGAACGUUGUGAUCAUGCUUCUGGGGAACAAGGCUGAUUCCACACAUGAAAGGAUUGUGAAGAGGGAGGAGGGUGAAAAACUGGCCAAGGAAUUUGGCGUUCCCUUCAUGGAAACCAGUGCUAAAUCAGGUCUGAAUGUGGAGUUGGCCUUCACUGCUGUGGCCAAGGAACUGAAGCACAGGGAGAUGAAGGAGCCUAACGAGCCCAAGUUUCAGCUGCAGGAGUAUGUUAACAAGGAGAUGAAGGGAGUCGGAUGCUGUCGCUCCUAAAGCUGCGCUCGCUCGUGCACGUCCGUCUCUCUCUCUCUCUGUCUGUUUGUGUGUUUUUCCACUUUCAUCCUCUUCUCUCUCAUAAACUGGAUGCCUGUCAGAUAUUCUGCAGCUCUAUAGACGUUCAUUUUCAUACGCUGCGUUCUUUCUUUGGACCUCCAUGCACUUCACAGCUCGCAAACAACAGCAAAACAGAGAGAUGCAGUCAUCAGAAUGCAAUAGGCACGUGCUUAAAUAUUCACACCCCUAAUAAACACAGACCCACCUCUCCAAGCAACUGUGAAUGUAUGUUCAACACUCAUGACCAGUGUCUCAAAGUUUGCUUUUAUUACAUGGAAAAAUCAUCCAGUCGUCCAAUUACUUAGAUGCACUUUUCUGUGGCAGCUUCACUCGAACCCAAUUAUAUUCCACUUUUACUGUUAAAAAUAAUCACAAGUGUGUCAUAAACGUGGCUGUUCAGCAUAAGUGUAAAAUCAUAAUUAACAAAGACUUCUCUUUUUAUAAAAUGCGGUUUUCAGUUUGUUUUGUAAACGUCUUACAAAAUGAGUCCUGAUGCACUUUGUAAACACUGAAAAACUAGUGGAACUAGUUUAAAUUGCGUCAUUUUAUUCUUUUAUUUAUUAUUUUAAUAAAACUGCUUGCAUUUCUUGAUUUGUGUCACCUCCAAAUGUUUUUAUUAUUAUUAUUAUUAUUAAUCUUUCUGUUUUUAAAACCUUGGUUAUGAUAGUUGUAAACUUGUCAUUAGUCUCUUUAAGGUUAAAUUCGCUAGACUUUCUCUGUACAAUUCGACAAUUUCUCUUUUUUUGAAUAAACAAUCACACAAUACAAUCCAGCUAAUCGCUAAUUGCUAAUCGCUAAUCGCUAAAGCUAAUCGAGGACAUAAUGGAAGAUUGUUAUAUAUGUAUAUUCAGAUAAAUAAAGAAUUGCAAGAAGUUGUGAAUAAAAAGUAAAACGAGAGAUAAACUGAGAUAAAAAAUUCACAAUUAUCUUUUUAUGUACAAUUUGUUUGUCAAAAGAAGUCAUGCUCAUAUUCAUAUUCGCUCCACUUUUCUCAUUGUUAUUUGUCAAUGUCUUUUCAUAAAAUAUGACCUAAUAUGAAAGAUGAAUGUAUUUAUUGUACAUAUGAAAAACAUCAUAUGGCACUUACAUAAGUUUGCAUAGCAUAUAAUUAAUGUUUUGUUAAAGAUUUAGUAUCGUCAUGUACGCUAAAUAAAUAUAAGCUUUAACUAGAAUUAGUAGCUUUAAGUGAUGUUCAGAAUGUGCCAGAAUUUAAUAACUUGAUGUUAUGUUGAUAAAGUGCGUACUGUGGAUCGUUCAGUAUAUCGUGCUGUACAAAUAUGUUCAUUUGAAGAGUUUUCAGUACUAUGCGUUUGCACUACUGUUCUUGAUGUUUUUGUUGUUGUUCAGAUUUUUUAUAUAAUCUGAAACUAAAGGAAGACCAGUAUAUGGCCUGAAAUUAAUAUUUUCUUGGUCAGAAAAUUUGUACUGAUGUGCCAUUUUUAGCUGCUCAGAGAUUUUUGAUGACAAAUCGACUGAUGUAUAAGUUCAAAUCAGUUUGCUUUUUCCCCCCUUGUGAAGAAAUCACAUGAACAGGUAAUAUCACAGAAAUGACAAGCAAUGGUAUACAGAACUUUUUUCUAUCUGGUAGGUCAAUGCAAAGUGUUGAUCUAAGUGUUGACAGAUUUUUUUUUCUUCUUCUUCUUCAAGGUUUUUAUGUAAUGUGUAUUGUAUUCGCAACAAUAAAUUGGACAGUGAAGUGAA